Messenger RNA from Cylicostephanus goldi, 867 nucleotides. Lineage: Eukaryota; Metazoa; Nematoda; Chromadorea; Rhabditida; Strongylidae. The record is from the annotation of a GenBank genome assembly.
AUGCAUGCCAAGGUACAUACUCGUUAUCAGUUUCAGAUGAAAUAUAUAGGUAUUCUUAUUUGGGCGGCAACUGCUUGCUCUAGGCAUUCUAUAGAAAAUGAAAUUGUUGACUGCGAAGGAUCUGUGGUGGGUUUGACUUUCAAAACGAAAAAGCCCUUUUCCGGCAGAGUUUACGUGCACGGAAUGGCAGGAGAUGAAAAAUGUAGCAAAGCAUUUUUGAAAAAUCGAAAUCAGAGCAGAUUGCACGAUGCAAAGACAAAGGGUUACCGGUCAAGUACAGUAUCGUUUCAUGGCACUUUUGUAACCAAAGCUGAUCGUGCGUAUAGAUGUAUUUGCUUCUUCAAAAAUCAGAAAACUUUGACGAACUCUAUUGAAAUGUCUCCCAUUGGAACUACAGAACUUCUAAACACAUAUUCUACACCAACUUGUACAUAUUCGAUCCACAGCCAAGCACCAGAUGGACCAGUCGUGAUGUCUGGAACAGUCGGAGAGAGAAUUUAUCAUGUAUGGCAGUGUGACUCAACAUCUGGAUUUUUGGUGCAUAGUUGUUCCGUCAGUGACGGUCGCGGCGAACGAGUGGACCUUAUCGAUGUGGACGGUUGUGCUAUCGACCCAACCAUUCAGCCAGAUGUGCUCUAUGAAGACGACAAGGCAAUCGUGGAGGUGUUCGGCUAUAAAUUUAGCGAUGCAACUGUGCUGAAUUAUGAAUGUAUACUGGAGAUCUGUCGAUCACCUUUGGAGUGCGAGGGUCUCACUCCUCCAAAAUGUACCAUGGAUCAAACUAACAGCGCUUCUGAUAUCGAAAGAGUCAGACGAUCACGAGCGAUAGGUAAAGUAAAGCUUCAAAGCUCUUUUCCUAAAAGUUAA